Molecule: messenger RNA, 1327 nt
Organism: Culex pipiens pallens (northern house mosquito)
Lineage: Eukaryota; Metazoa; Arthropoda; Insecta; Diptera; Culicidae
Gene: slmo
Product: protein slowmo
Exons: 5
Coding region: 196-840 (214 amino acids)
Biological process (GO): phospholipid transport
Cellular component (GO): mitochondrial intermembrane space
Molecular function (GO): phosphatidic acid transfer activity
Source: RefSeq, a predicted model, not a curated record
AAAUCCUCGUUCACUUUGUUCGCUGUAGCGAGUCGGGUCGGGUGUCGGAUUGAUUGCGUGUGGUUUCGAGCGUUUAAUUCGCGAUUCCGCGCAAGUGACGAAAGGCAGAAGCAAAGAGGAGCAAUAUUCUCUUCUUUUCUUUCCGCGAGUGACACUAGUGUUCCACAUCGGAGCAGACGCACACACACACACAGGAUGAAAAUCUGGACCUCAGAGCACGUAUUCAACCACCCGUGGGAAACCGUGGCCCAGGCGGCCUGGCGCAAGUACCCCAACCCGAUCAACACGGCCGUCAUCGGCACCGACGUCGUCGAGCGGCGCGUCGUGGACGGUGUCCUGCACACGCACCGCCUCGUCAGCUCCAAGUGGUACUUCCCCCAGUGGGCCCAGAAGCUGAUCGGAUCGCCGAACGUGUGCUACGCCAGCGAGCAGUCCACGGUGGAUCCGGGCAAGCGGCUGAUGACGCUCAAGACGAUCAACCUGACCUUUGGCAGCUUCCUGUCGGUGUACGAAACGCUCAGCUACGUUCCGCAUCCGACGGACCCGUGCAAGACGCUGCUCAAGCAGGAGGCCACCGUCCAGGUGGAGGGCGUUCCGCUGAACCGGUACAUGGAGGAUGUGCUCACGAAGAACAUCAGCACGAACGCGGGCAAGGGCCGGCAGGGCCUCGAGUGGGUGAUAGGAAAGCUCAACUCGGAGGUGAAAGAACUGGCCACGUCGGCCGCGACCAGCACGAACGAGAUCCUCACCCAGACGAAAAAGUCCCUCGACGACAUCACGGACCAGGCCCGGAAAAGCAUGGACGAGCUGAGCGCGACCGCCCAGAAGAUUCACAUAUAGUAACAAGCGCUGCGCGGCGUCGUCCUCAUCACCAUCACCAGCAGCUGCGACAGCAACACCAAGUUCAACAGGUAGUUCUGCUGGAGCCGACAGCAAAAACAGUGCACGAUCCAAGACUUCUUCUUCUUCUGCUACUACUUCUUCUGCUGCAACACCCGCAACGACGACUACACCGUCAUCGAGUUCAUCAACUUCAGCUAGAGCUAGUACAAUCCCGCCAAGCACUUCUUCCUGAUUUUUGGGCCAAACCUUCGUUUCGUCACCGUUUUUCCCCACUCUCUCUCUCCCUCAAUCUGUCUGUCUGUUGGUCACUAUUUUUCCGUUGUGAAGCCAAAUUGCGACCUCUAAUUUAUUUUUACUAUAGUUUGCCAAUUUAUUAAAUCCAUCGUUUUCGUAAAACUGUUUUGCUCUUUCUGUUACGCACUUUUCAACACAACAAUCGACGCCGGGCAGUAUGCGUGUGCUCUCCGCAACAACAAAAAAGAAA